Molecule: messenger RNA, 1209 nt
Organism: Drosophila willistoni
Lineage: Eukaryota; Metazoa; Arthropoda; Insecta; Diptera; Drosophilidae
Product: salivary glue protein Sgs-3
Exons: 2
Coding region: 8-1069 (353 amino acids)
Cellular component (GO): extracellular region
Molecular function (GO): chitin binding
Source: RefSeq, a predicted model, not a curated record
CAUUGCAAUGAGAGCUUACAACUUACUGGUACUUACCUUUGUAACUGUACUGUUAUCCUUUACCGGAUGCAGCGGUGCAUUACUGUCGGAACACCGUCCUGGCAAUAAUGGACAUGUUUCCGUAAAACGUUCUUGUGACGAACCAACGACACCACCGCCUUGUAAACCACCCACAACAACGACAACAACCUGUAAACCUCCCACAACAACGACAACGACAACAACCUGUAAACCACCCACAACAACGACAACAACUACAACCUGUAAACCACCCACAACAACGACAACGACAACAACCUGUAAACCACCCACAACAACGACAACGACAACAACCUGUAAACCUCCCACAACAACGACAACAACUACAACCUGUAAACCACCCACAACAACGACAACAACUACAACCUGUAAACCUCCCACAACAACGACAACAACAACAACCUGUAAACCACCCACAACAACGACAACAACUUGCAAACCACCCAGCAUAGACACAACAACGACAACAACAACUUGCAAACCACCCAGCAAAGACACAACUACGACAACAACUUGCAAACCACCCAGCAUAGACACAACAACGACAACAACAACUUGCAAACCACCCAGCAUAGACACAACUACGACAACAACUUGCAAACCACCCAGCAAAGACACAACAACGACAACAACUUGCAAACCACCCAGCAUAGACACAAUAACGACAACAACAACUUGCCAACCACCCAGCAAAGACACAACAACGACAACCUGUAAGCCACCCACAACAACGACAACAGCACCCUGUAAAGAAACAACAACUCCAUCCUGUGAAACAACCCCGGGAACACCCUCAAACACAAUUGAAGACCCAGCUGCACUUGCAGAGAUUUUGACAUCGAGACACGACUGUCGUGGUAUACAAGAUGGCACUCUCUAUGGCGAUCGUCGCCAUUGCCGCCGGUUCUAUGUGUGUAGGAACAAUCGCUCCAGGCGUCAAAUUUGCCCCAAUGGCGAGUGGUUCGAUCGGCAGUUGCAAACAUGUCAACCACGUGGCCAGGUUACAAAUUGCAUUGGAAAUCGUAACUAACUAAGAGGUUUCAGUGAAUCCAACCCAGCUAAUCUACCAUGAUCCCACGCAAUAUCCAUUUAUCCCUAAUAUACGCCACUGAUUUUUUUUUACCAUAAGUAAUGAACCAUAUAAAUUAAAUGCAGCAUUCAAAAAACCGA